Messenger RNA from Chenopodium quinoa (quinoa), 3634 nucleotides. Its product is annotated as calmodulin-binding transcription activator 4-like. Lineage: Eukaryota; Viridiplantae; Streptophyta; Magnoliopsida; Caryophyllales; Amaranthaceae. Gene Ontology annotation, cellular component: nucleus. Bases 288 to 3197 code for a protein of 969 amino acids. The record is from RefSeq and is a predicted model, not a curated record. Gene Ontology annotation, molecular function: double-stranded DNA binding; transcription coregulator activity; protein binding. Gene Ontology annotation, biological process: regulation of transcription by RNA polymerase II. The transcript has 13 exons.
UCCAUUUGAUUUUUUAUUUUUUAUUACAUAAUCACUCUCUUUCUCUUUAAUCACUCGACGACGAAAUUUCUCACAAAGUCUACUCAAUUGCCCACCCAACAACUUUCUUCCUCCAGUCAAUCUCUCUCCUACCCAGUUUCCAUUUCAUUGAUUUCUCUUCAACUCACAAAAGAUCUGCAAUUUUAGUCAACGGGUUGUCAAUUUUACUUCGAUUUUUUCUGAAUGAAAACACAAAUUUAUACUCAGCUUCUGUAUUGAAUUUGAUCGUUCCGGGUUAAUUCAUAGUCAUGCAGUCUGGAUUUGAUAUAAAAGAACUACUACAAGCAGCUCAGACACGUUGGCUAAAACCUGCGGAAGUGCUGUUCAUUUUACAGAAUCAUGAAAACUACAAGAUAACUGAGGAAGCUCCUCAAAAGCCAUCUAGUGGUUCUUUAUUUCUUUUCAACAAGAGGGUUCUUAGGUUUUUUCGGAAAGAUGGCCAUAAUUGGCGAAAGAAGAAGGAUGGCAGAACUGUUGGGGAAGCACAUGAGCGUCUCAAGGUUGGAAAUUCUGAAGCUUUAAAUUGCUACUAUGCACAUGGGGAGGAUAAUCCGAAAUUUCAACGGCGAAGUUAUUGGAUGUUGGACCGGGAGUAUGAGCACAUUGUUCUUGUUCAUUACAGAGAGAUCACAGAGGGGAAGCUUAGUUCUGGAUCUGUCGCAGACUUGUCACCGGGAACAUCUUCGACAUACCAGAGCCCCAGCGCAUACACUAUGCAAAACCCAGGAUCGUCUUGUUUGAGUGACUUUCAUGGAUCAUACCAGAGUCACGCGAGCCCUGGAUCCAUAGAAGUCAGUUCAGAUGCAGCUGCGAGGAAAGGACUUGACUACUUAAACGGGUCAAACAUAACUGAAGAUAUGAGUAUGUUGCCUGAGAUUGAGGUUAGCCAGGCUCUACGAAGACUAGAGGUGCAACUGAGCUUGGAUGAUGACAUCCUCAAAGAUUAUACUCCAGCUGAUGAUCUAGGUGGGGAUGCAGACAUAUAUAAAACGCUGGAUGAUCAAUAUGACAGUAAGUAUGCUGGAUUGUCGUCUAAUUCAAAUGGCUUAUCACAAUACGACUCAGGUGGCAAUGAAGUGCAUCACCAUGUUACUCCUGGCAUGGCACAAAGUAUUGAAAGUAAUGAUUCUUUAUACUGGAAUGAUGUCUUUGAUACGUCCAAGAAUUCCCUUAAUCCGAAGGCAGAAGGGGAGAAAUCAUACAUUGUAAUUGCAAAUGGAAAUGAAUCAUCUUCCUCUGCGAGGCCAAAUGAGCAGGAAAGCCAUCAACCUCAAGAUUAUGAGGCAUAUAUUGCUCACAAAUGGACUGAAGCUGCCAAGGAUACGGAUAUCCUAGCUUAUUCCUCUUCAAUAUAUUCCUCCACCCCAAAGUUAUCCACCAUGUUGCUUGAUCCAAAUCUCGGAUUAUCUCUUGACUCUGAUGUAGGCUUGACAUUAGCAAAGGAGCAGAGAUUUACCAUUCGAGAGAUAUCUCCAGAAUGGGGAUUUACUGAUGAUUCUACUAAGGUCAUUAUUAUUGGGUCUUAUCUCUGUGAUCCGUCAGAAUCUGAAUGGCUUUGCAUGUUUGGUGAUGUUGAAGUUCCACUACAAAUUGUCCAGAAUGGUGUCCUUAGUUGCCAGGCUCCUCCACAUUCAUCAGGAAAGGUGACCCUCUGCAUCACUUCUGGGAAUCGAGAGUCCUGCAGUGAGAUUAGAGGAUUUGAGUACCGUGAUAAGCUUACUACUUGUGUACAUUGCAAUAAACAUGAAGGAGAAACAACUAGAAGUACAGAUGAGAUGUUGUUACUCGUCCGAUUGGUGCAGAUGAUUCUCUCAAAUCCAUCUGCCCAACACGGAGAAAACAAUGAAUUGGGAUUUGAUAAACAAAAGAUUGAUGGUGAUAUGUGGAAUCAAAUCAUCGAAGGUCUCCUGGUCGAUGGUGCUUCUUCAAGUGACACCCUUGAUUGGGUGUUGCAACAACUUCUGAAGGACAAAUUGCAGCAAUGGCUUUCCUCCAGGUCCAUGGAAGGAAGGGAAUGCGGUGACUGUUUCUUGUCAAGAAAGGAACAAGGAGUAAUUCAUAUGAUUGCUGGGUUGGGAUAUGAGUGGGCUUUGAACCCAGUUUUGGGAUGUGGAGUUGGCAUAAAUUUUCGUGAUAUCAAUGGUUGGACUGCCCUACACUGGGCUGCUAGAUUUGGAAGGGAAAAAAUGGUUGCUGCUCUUGUUGCUUUGGGAGCAUCGGCUGUGGCAUUGACUGAUCCAAGUACACAUGAUCCAACUGGUAGAAAUGCUGCAUACAUUGCUGCGGCAAGUGGGCACAAGGGACUUGCUGGUUAUUUAUCAGAAUUGGCGCUAACUAGCCAUCUCUCGUCCCUCAAACUGGAAGAAAGUGAACUCUCCAAAGGCUCUGCUGAUGUUGAGGCUGAAUUAACUAUUAAUAACCUUUCAGAGGACAACAUUAACUCAACUGAUCAGGAUCAACUUUCACUAAAACACACCUUGGCAGCAGUUAGGAAUGCUGCUCAGGCUGCUGCACGCAUCCAAGCAGCUUUUCGUGCCCAUUCCUUCAAAAAAAGGCAACAUAGGCCUAGCUCGGAAGUUGCUUCUGAUCUAGAUGAGUAUGGUUUCACUAUAAAUGACAUUCAAGGUCUUUCAAAAUUGGCAUUUCACAAUUUGCAUGACCAUCAAAAAGCUGCAUUAUCUAUUCAGAAGAACUAUCGGGGUUGGAAAGGCCGGAAAGACUUUCUGACUUUGCGCCAAAAAGUUGUGAAGAUACAGGCACAUGUGAGAGGUUAUCAGGUUCGAAAGAAGUACAAGGUUAUAUGUUGGGCAGUUGGUAUUCUAGACAAGGUUAUACUGCGUUGGCGCCGCAAAGGAGUUGGCUUGCGAGGAUUUAGACCUGAGUCAGAUUGUGUUGACGAAGACGAAGAAGAUGAUGACAUUAUUAAGGUAUUCCGGAAAGAAAAGGUCAAUGUUGCUAUUGAUGAGGCUGUCACAAGAGUGCUAUCCAUGGUUGAAUCUCCAGAAGCCCGUCAACAGUAUCUUCGCAUGCUUGGAAGAUCUCAAGAAGCCAUGGCUGAGGUCCAACUCCUAACAAGCUCAGGGGCUUCAGGUUCCCAAGAUGGUGUUUUAAGCAUGGACAAUGAUGAUAUCCUCACCUUCCUUGAAAGUUCUGGUUGAUUCACCUUUGUAGGUACAAGAUUGGUCUAACUCAAGCUAUUAGUUUACUUUGGUCUCGUCAAGGUAUAUAUAUUGAAUAGAUAGCCAUUGUGUUGUGUUGUGUUGUGCGCUGUUUCUAGUCAUCUAGAUAUCAAUUAUAUAUACUAAAUUUUACAGCAACCAAUUUUUAGUAUAUGGGUUAUUACUGUUCAGGAAGUCGGGAUAUUCAUAAGUUGAUGUAAAUGUUUGUAAAUAAUAUGGUAUUGUGGGUCUAAUAAUAUUUAACCAAGUGCAUUCUCAUUCACCUGACAUUGGCUAGUGAACUGAGUUUGCAUGACAGUUUGAAAAAGUGCUGUAACAUGUGCUCCAGAGCUCUCUGUUCAUCUCUAUACCUUGUCGAAUCUGAUCAUGUUGAUUAUCUUACCACAGUAUAAUACAAAGUCUGUUUUAAGACAUUA